Linum tenue is the source of this 522-nucleotide messenger RNA. The record is from the annotation of a GenBank genome assembly. NCBI's taxonomy places the organism in Eukaryota, Viridiplantae, Streptophyta, Magnoliopsida, Malpighiales, Linaceae.
CUAUACUAAUACAUACCUACCCCCCUGCCUUUCUUUUCUCUUUCACUCCUUACUUUCUUUCCCCAAAACAGAGCCUCUCUGUUUCUUCUCACAGAAUACAGUUUAGUCGAUGGAUCCUCAGAGCAAGAAGACGAAACAGAGCGGCUGCUCUCUCCCACCCAAGAGAGGCCAGAUCAAGGCUCAAAUCUUCAAGAGCAUCGCCAAGACCGUCACUUCCGCCACCUCCACUUCCAUCGAAAUCGUCGGAAUGAAAGUGCACGGCGGAGGUGGCGGUGGAUCAUCAUCAAGCUCUGCCGGCGCCUCUGCUUCCACAACCCCGCCGCCGAUUGCGAAAUUAGCCCUAAUGGGGUCUCAAAGGGACACUAGUCUCCGUUAAUUAGUAUGUGCUGUGGGGGCCGGACACCUUGAAUCUGUGUUUUAUGUGCCUGGUUCAGUGGCUCUAAUGGCUUCCUCCUUGCCAAUAAAAUCGUAUUCAUGCUAUUGUCACGUUUUGCAUUUAAUGACGUCAUGUUUAAACGUAAG